Messenger RNA from Anastrepha ludens (Mexican fruit fly), 3656 nucleotides. RefSeq names its product homeobox protein 5-like. NCBI's taxonomy places the organism in Eukaryota, Metazoa, Arthropoda, Insecta, Diptera, Tephritidae. The coding region runs from base 611 to 2617 and encodes 668 amino acids. The record is from RefSeq and is a predicted model, not a curated record. The transcript is spliced from 4 exons.
UCCAAACGGUAUAGACCGGUCCAUUCCCCAAAAAGUGUGUACGUGCGUAAGUGUAUGUAAGUGAAUGUGUGUGUAUGCGGAUAAAGUACUCGUAAUGUAAACACGGGGCACUUAACGUUAUUAAAGGGGGAAAAGUGGAAUAUUGAAAGUGAAGCACUACGAAAUAACACUGAUGCAUAGAUACUAGACUCCAGUCAGAAAAGGAUAUGCACAUACAGAUGGAUUUGUAUAGGUGUAUGUGACUCACAGAUGAUGUUUGUAUGCGGCAAAUCAUAGUUGCGGUUGUCAAGGAUACUCGCUCGUAUUGUGUUGAAAGUGAAAUUUAUUGUAUUAAAAAAAUAAUGCAAAAACAAAAUUUACAAGCAAUUAAAAAAAAUGUGCCAAACUUUAAUUUUAGUUAAACUAAUAAUAAAUAUUUAAAUACAAAAUGCAGUCCGAGUAGAAUCAUUACAUCAAAAAAAAUUCCCUACUUCAAAUGUAUGUAAGUUUGUGUACAUUUCCGCAUUUGAAGCAAUCAUUAAACACAAAAACCCAGAAAUUGCAACUAAUCUCCGCUGCAAUAAAAUAAAAAACAACAAAAGCAAUAGCAAAAUCUGAUAUUAUUAUCAUCAUGGAUGCCAGCAGCAAUGCCACCCCCAUAAAUCAAAUCACUUCCACUGCCAACGCCAACGCUAAUGCUAAUAGCAAUAGCAACAGCAACAACAUUUCAAACGCCUCGGUUUUCUUCGAGAACGGCACAAUCAUGGGUGCCGUCUAUGAGCACAACACAAGCUACAACAGCAACAGCAGUAACAGUAACAACAACAGCAUCAGUAGUCAUAGGAAUUGUAGCUAUUACCAAGAGCCGCAGUUUGCCAGCAUACCGGAGAUUGUAAUCAACGGCAGCUACAACAGCCACCAGAAUCUCCACCACCACCAGCAGUACCAACAAAUUGAGGUCCACGUGGCCGAUUCAACCAGCAAUUGCGAUGAUUCUGCCAUUGAAAGCACUGCACUGCUCUCCUCCACAGACAACAACUUGGCAACAAUGAAUGGCAUUGAAGAUAUGGGUACGGUUGCAUCGUCCGAUACGGGGCCUCACGAUGAAUUCGAGCAGUUCAUGUUAAAUCGCAGCACCUCCGAUAGCAACAUACUAGAGUCGAGUAUUUAUAGUGAACUCCAAUUUCCGCCCUCAAUCGGUAGUCUGAGCAUCGCUAGUGGCAGAGGCAGCGUAGGUGGUUGCAUGGGCACUUCAAUGGCGCAACAAUACCAAUUGGCCACCGCACGCGCCCACAUGCAAUUGCCACAAUUACCGGCAACAAGCAUAGCAAAUAUCACCGCCGCCGCCACCAUCAACGCAACUGCCACAACAGCAAACGUAGCCGAACUGGCCGAUCUACUGAAUACGAGCACCUGUUCGCGUGAGUCGUCGUCGCGUGCUAACAAACGUUCGCGUACGCGCAAGUCGCACAAAUCGAGCAGCAAGGCGAAGUGGAAUGCCAAUGUGGUGUCCGCCAAUACUGCACAGGCAGCUAACACAGCCGCAGUAGCAGCUGCUGCCUAUCCACCUCAAUAUACAGCCAUAUUUCUGGAUCACGGCAAUGUAACGGCGGCAGCCAAUGCAAUGGGACAGAUUGCGGCAGCCGGUUCGCCAUUCUUGAAUGCACCGAUUGUGGAUGCUGCAACGGCAGCGGCCUAUCUGCAACAGCAGCCAUAUCAGCUGAUAACUACGGCGACGGCCCCUUACGCGCACCUCGGCAGACAUUUGCACCACAGACGCUUCCUUGACACACCCACCGCUGUUGUGGACAACCCGGCUGGCGUCGCUGGUGCAGCGACUAGUGGUGCGGGCUCACCCGCCAACACUGCAAUAGCCUGUGGAGCAGCCACCGCCAUGAGUUCCACCUUCCGUAAAUGCUUCUCACGCCCGGUUGUACCCUUUAUUAUCGGCAUGUUCGCGCUUGGUGGCGCUGCGUGUACGCUGGGUGGCGUUGUGUUGGGCGCGACGGGUCUCAUCGAACACACCACACAAUAUUUAAGCGCCUCGCUGUUGAUGAUCGGCAUUGGCUUGUCACUACUCAUUGUGGCCGGCAUUAUUUGGCGUUUGAGUUCGCCCGGUGAUGCGGACGAGUGUCCCUGCUAUCGACUGAUGGAGACCUGCCGCAAUUGUAACAGUCCCUAUUGUAAUAAUCGCAUACUGCCCGGUGGUUAUCUUUAUCCAGAGUUCCAGCAUCGACCGCCACCGCCAUCGUAUUUGACGUCAUUGCAUGAGUGUGCGGCUAUUGGUUUAAUCAAUGGUGCUGUCUACAGUGGGCUACGCAUGAAUACGCCACCGCCUUUAUAUCGCUCAACGAACUCUUUAAGCGUUUUCGUGCCCGGUUCGAAUAGCAACACACAAACUCUCACCACCAAUACACCCACAACCACCUUCACACCCACCACAGUCAUGCCCAACAACAAUCAACCGCCACAAACGGGGCCACCCCCCAAUCAAAUGCCACCUGUCGCGCCACCCAACUCAGCGACAGUAGACGAGCUGCUGCCCGAGCAAACUGCGCUCAUUGAAAAUUUACAAACACAAACACAACAAGCGCUGCAACCGUUGACCAAAGAGAUCAAUUAUCUGGAAUUGGACUAAGCAAAAAGGGAUCCAAUCGAAUCGUUGUUAAUAUCAAAUAUUUAGCCUAAGCAUGUGACAAAGUGAAUUACUAACUAAUUAAGCACUAGCGAAAGUCAGUAGCUAACCAAAAACAAAAACAGCGUUCUGUUGAAUACAACUAAAUACACGCAUACUCGUACAUGCAUGCACGCAAUACACCAGCAAGGUGUUCAUGGCGCAUUGAAAAGGUUUGGUAGGCUGCGUCCUGUGGUGAUGGCUCCUGCCAGACGACUGAUUUAUUGUUUAGUUUUAGAAUGCGUGUGUGUUUUUAGUAUUUAAGAUUUAGCUGUUAGUAAAAAUAUGCGUAAAAACUGGGGAAGAAUUUAUAUCUAAGCUGCUAUAAAGCGAACUGAAAUUAGAAUUCUGACUAAGAAGUUUCUUACAUAUACACACAUCUAAACAUAUACAUAAAAGCCUAAAUAGAUGCAUAACAAUUUUAACCAAUUUAGCGUACUACGGAAUACUCAUACAUACAAACGAAUAUAAAUAUACAUGUACAUGUAUGUAUGUAGGUAGAUGUUUUACAUACACAAAUGCAUAUAUGUAUGUAUAAAUGCGUAGCUAUUAAAAUUAGAAUACAUAAAAUGCAUUAUUGGGAAAUUUUUUGAUGAAUUUCAUUUCCUACAAAUUGAUAUACAUACAUUUAAGUACGAAAACGCAUUUACAUACUCGUAUAUCGUUUACAAAAUAUGCACAUAGAAUAGAUAAGUAUGUUCACACAUGCAUAUGUAAAUUUAUAUGAAAAUAUUUUAAAUGUAAAUAAUUGCAAAUAGUUACAAAAAUGUUAAUACAUACACACAUACAUAUAUAGCACAUAACGUUACAAUACACAUUUAGUGCUAAAAAUUGAUAUGCAAUUCUAUUGCAUACGCUUUACAUAUACAUACACACAUACAUGCAUACAUUUAUAGUGUAAAUAUAUGAGUGUGAGUUUUUACAUACAUACAUAGACGUUAACACAAAUGGAAUAUGUUUCUAUUGUAACCUACUCGUGAAUGUUGUUUUUAGUAUUUUUCUA